Batrachochytrium dendrobatidis JAM81 is the source of this 684-nucleotide messenger RNA. RefSeq lists its product as uncharacterized. Lineage: Eukaryota; Fungi; Chytridiomycota; Chytridiomycetes; Rhizophydiales. Gene Ontology annotation, biological process: proteolysis. Gene Ontology annotation, molecular function: pyroglutamyl-peptidase activity. The coding region runs from base 1 to 684 and encodes 227 amino acids. The record is from RefSeq and is a predicted model, not a curated record. Gene Ontology annotation, cellular component: cytosol. The transcript has 6 exons.
AUGGUUGCAACUGGAACAACCGAAUGCAAAGCUGUAACUCCAAGAAAGUACAUUGUGGUGACAGGAUAUGGUCCAUUUGGAACUCAUAGUGUGAACCCAUCAGCUGAAGCAGUCAAGACACUUCCACGCAAGAUUGGUGACUAUGAUGUUGUAACGUACCAGUUGCCAGUUGCAUACAAGGAAGUUACAGAGUGUAUUGAGGAGAUCUACUCGAAAGAUACUCCUCCACAUUAUGCGAUUCAUGUAGGAGUUGCUCUUCCAGGCACGAUCUCUUUGGAGCGACAGGCUCAUAACUCUGGUUAUAUCUUGCCAGACAUCAAUGAAUUGCAUGAUACUAAUGACAUUGCCAGUGAGCAACUACCACCAAAUGGUGUAGCAGUAGCAGGAGGAAAAGAAGUACUACAAACAGGACUGGAUUUAUCAACCAUUAAAAACAGGAUGCAUUCAAAGGGAUGGAUGACAGUAAACGAAUCAAUGGAUCCUGGCAGCUUCAUCUUUUAUCAGUCUAUGGAUCGAGCAAGCAAAACCAAACAUUCAGCACUGCAGCAGCAAUACACACAAAGUUUGUUUGUGCAUAUUCCACCAGUUGGCAGUCCUCACUCUCAGAUCGAAUUGAAUGCGAUGCUUGCAGUGUUGGUGAAUGAAGUGGUUUCAAGCCUACCCAUCACAACUGUAUCUACAUAA